Molecule: messenger RNA, 603 nt
Organism: Macrobrachium nipponense
Lineage: Eukaryota; Metazoa; Arthropoda; Malacostraca; Decapoda; Palaemonidae
Exons: 3
Coding region: 52-435 (127 amino acids)
Source: RefSeq, a predicted model, not a curated record
CUUUUUGUUAUGUGUUCUUCUGUUCUUUAAUUGAAAAUUUUUACAGAUGGGAUGACUCUCUUUCGCAUGCCCAGAAUAAUUAGGCGCUUAAUACGGAGACGAACAAGACAUAUACCAGAAAGAGACGCUUUAACAACAAGGAAGAAUUUGUCAUAUGCUUAUGCCUUCCUUGCUUGGAAUGUUUUUGGUUAUGUUGCCUACCUUUGUUAUACUGGACGUCUGAAGAAGGCUGAUGAGGAUACAGUUUCACAAGGUCGGUAUUUUGCUAAGCUGCUGCAGGCAAAAAAUGUUACCUUGGUACGUGUAGAGGGCUUGACUCAUGUAUCCACAGUAAAGCUUGAUGAUGAAUAUAGCCCAGAAACACCUCUUGACACUGUUGGAGAAGAAUUAGAGAAUAUUACUGAAGAAAAUAUCUCUGGAAACACAGAGGUUUAGAAUAACUCAUUUAUUUUAGCAUUGUAUGAUAGUAAAUUUUUCAGUAGAUAUUGAAUAAUGUUCAGAACUAUGAUUUCCCAUGUGUGUGUCACUAGGUAUUGGAAUCAUCUAGGGGUUAUUUUGAAAAGGAAUUCAGAUAUACUUCUGCCGGUCAGUAGGUUUGAAUAC